Molecule: messenger RNA, 1926 nt
Organism: Ambispora leptoticha
Lineage: Eukaryota; Fungi; Glomeromycota; Glomeromycetes; Archaeosporales; Ambisporaceae
Source: the annotation of a GenBank genome assembly
AUGUCAUUUGCCAGUCCUAAUUCUCUUCUACAAGUUCUGACAGUAUAUGGUUAUCGUAGUGAUAUUAAAAUUCGUCGAUCUUGUUAUAAUUUGGUUGGCAUGACGAGCCCUGAUCCGCAACGGCAGCACAAGACCAGUAAUAUUAAUCAUCAUAGUAAUUCUAAAUUCUUUCACUUGAAAUAUGGGCAUCGACAGACACGGGAACAGUCUACAAUAGCAAAAAAGAGGAAUGACGAAAUAUCACUUCAAGAUUAUCCGAUUGAACGUAUUCGAAAUUUUAGUAUAAUUGCUCAUGUAGAUCAUGGGAAAAGCACGUUGGCUGAUAGAUUGCUAGAGCUUACAGGCACAAUAUCUUCAAAUGAAUCCCAUGCUCAGGUUUUAGAUAAACUUACUGUAGAGCGUGAACGUGGGAUUACUGUCAAAGCUCAGACAUGUUCAAUGUUUUAUCGAUAUAAAGACGAAGAUUAUUUAUUAAAUUUGAUCGAUACACCGGGACACGUUGAUUUUAGCUAUGAAGUUUCUCGUUCACUAGCAGCCUGUCAAGGAACACUUUUGUUAAUUGAUGCUUCUCAAGGAAUACAGGCUCAAACGGUCGCUAAUUUCUUUUUAGCUUUCGGUGAAGGGUUGUCAAUUAUUCCGAUUUUGAAUAAGAUUGAUUUGCCAUCUGCAGACCCUGAACGAGUACAAUUGCAAAUUGAAAGCACAUUUGAAAUUGAUACCAAAGAAAUUUUAAUGAUUUCCGCGAAAUCGGGUCUAAAUGUUGAUAUGAUAUUGCCGCGAGUUAUUGAAAAGAUCCCACCACCGACCGGUGACAUUUCACUACCUUUAAAAGCACUUUUGUUUGAUUCAUGGUACGAUACUUAUGUUGGUGUUGUCUGCUUGAUGGCUAUAAAAGAUGGAAAACUUCAAAAAGGAGAUAAAAUAGUUUCUGCGUACUCGCAGGUUCGAUACGAAGUGGUAGAAUGUGGAAUAAUGUAUCCUGAACAAAUGCCAACUGGAUAUCUACAUGCAGGACAAGUAGGAUAUGUUGUAUGCAGUAUGAAAGUCGCAGCUGAGGCACAUGUAGGCGAUACGUUUUAUCAAUUUAAGAAUCCUGUUGAACCGUUACCGGGAUUUGAACCGGCGAAAUCUAUGGUAUUUGCUGGUGUAUUCCCAGUGGAUACAAACGAGUUUAACAAAUUGGAUGAAUCGAUAACCAAGCUUACUUUGAAUGAUGCUAGUGUUUCAGUGCAAAAAGAAACGAGCGAUGCUUUGGGACAAGGAUGGCGCAUUGGGUUCUUGGGAACAUUGCAUAUGGAUGUAUUUCGGCAGCGAUUAGAAGAGGAAUACGAAGCUAAUGUUAUUGUCACUCAACCGACUGUACCAUAUAAAAUUUUAUUCCGUGAUGGGACUUCGAAGCUUAUAAGAAAUCCUUCAGAAUUUCCCGAAGCUCACGACAUGGCAAAUAAAGUUGCUGGUCUUGAAGAACCGAUGGUUCUAGGAACAUUUAUUGUACCGGAACAAUAUUUGGGCACAAUGAUGGACCUAUGUGGGUCACGUCGUGGCGAACAAAAAGAAUACAAUUACAUGGACGAAACGCGCGUAAUUCUCAAAUACGUGUUACCUUUUGCUGAAAUUGUUACUAAUUUUCAUGACGAAUUGAAGUCACGGUCUAGCGGGUAUGCAACGUUCGAUUAUGAAGAAAUGGGAUACCAAACUUCUGAUAUUGUCAGAAUGAAUGUACUAAUAAAUAAGAAACCGGUGGACGCACUUGCUGCGAUACUUCACCGAUCGCAAGUAGAGAAGGUUGGUCGUGAUUGGGCAAAAAAACUAAGCGAAGUUAUACCAAAACAGUUGUACGAAAUUAUGAUACAGACGGCUGUUGGAGGUAGAAUUGUAGCGCGAGAAACUAUUCCGGCGUUGCGUAAAAAUGUCACAGCGAAAUUA